CUUUCUGGAGUAGAAAACACUUGAGGAGUGCAGUGUGCAGCCAAUCGACAUUACAUUAAAGGCUGGAAGUAGGAGGCUGGACUUAGGAGUCAAAACAUGGCGAAAUAACAAGUUUCGCAGGUAGAAGCUACGCCGUGUGCCUGGCACCGUUGGACUGCAGUUUCGACAGAGCUGGACGCUGGAGGAGACGACAGUUUAGCAUUAAGUUUAGCGGACGGACGGCUGCGGUCUUUUGAGUGUUACGGACUUAGAGCCUGGCGUGUUUUCCCCCGGAAGGUUGGCAGUGCUAGGCGCGACUGUCAACACAGAAAAAAUAUGGACUGAGAGGGAAAGUUUAUCCUGGGAAAAAGCUUGCUAGCUCGGCUACGUUAGCUGCGGGUUGAUUAAAGGCACACACCUGAACCAGUACUCUGAUUACUUUGCGGUCGGCUUGAAAAAGUGGGGAUUUAUUAUUAUUAUUAUUUAUUUUUUUUUGGCCGUCGUGUAAAGUUUGACUCGGAAGAAGCAGUGGGAGCUGCGUUUUUUUUUUUAAGGUCUUUUAAAUCAAAUUGCUCGGCUUGGAUUUAACUGCAGUAUUCCGUUCAUGUAAGGCAGCCAGUGUCAGUUUGACGUUCGGUUCUGGUGCGGACGGACCCGGACGCCAUCACAUCACAGGCGUUGCGUUCUUCUUAAAAACAACCACUGCGUUGAACAAGCCCGCAUAUUUUUUUUUUAAUAUAUUAAUUGUCAGCACAAUUAAAUAGUGCUCCUCUGUCAAAAUCGGGUAGGAGUUUUUUUUUUUUUAAAUUAUUAUUAUUUUCUGUGCUUGCAUAAUUUUAUCCGCUAUAUUAUUACUAGGGAUGUUUUACAGCAGCAGAGACGCGGCGUCUUCUUGUCAAAAUGAACGCAGCAAGGUGUUCAACAACACUGGAGGUGCGCUGCGUUUAAAACCAGCCAGUUAUUAGCUCGGUUCUAAUGGCCGGCUGAAUUAGAACGGUGCCAUUUUGUUAAAAAAAAAUCUUAUUUUACGUUCGUUGUGUUUCAGUCAGAAUUUCUAGCUGACAUUUUUUCUACAUCAGCUGCGGAAAACAUUACAGCUCUCGGCCAGAGUUGACGUGAGCUAGCCUGCUGGGUGCGCCUGAUGCAGCCCCUGGGAUGGACUUGCUAUAUUAAACGGCUCCGCAUUGAUAUAGAAAAUCAGUUUUCCUGUGUGAUAUCGAUAGAGUAGGCUCGUGGGCAGCCAUUCAUUUUUUUCCUGUCAAAGUUCUUCUUGUGUAAUAAGUGGCUAACUUGUUAGCUAACGUCAUAAGUUUGGCCAGCUAUGUCUGAAAACGCCCCCACACGAAGCCUGGAUGACAUAGACCUCGCAGCUCUCAGGGAUCCAGCAGGAAUCUUUGAGCUGGUCGAGGUUGUCGGCAAUGGGACGUAUGGGCAAGUGUACAAGGGCCGUCACGUGAAGACAGGCCAACUGGCUGCCAUCAAAGUGAUGGAUGUUACGGAGGAGGAAGAGGAAGAGAUCAAAGCAGAGAUCAACAUGCUGAAGAAAUACAGCCACCACCGCAACAUAGCCACGUACUAUGGUGCCUUUGUGAAGAAGAGCCCACCAGGACACGAUGAUCAACUUUGGCUGGUGAUGGAGUUCUGUGGAGCCGGAUCAGUGACUGACUUAGUGAAGAACACUAAAGGCAGCUCUCUGAAGGAGGACUGGAUCGCUUACAUCUGCAGAGAGAUCUUAAGGGGCCUUUCUCACCUCCAUGCCCAUAAAGUUAUCCACAGAGACAUCAAAGGCCAGAACGUGCUGCUAACGGAGAAUGCGGAGGUCAAGCUAGUUGAUUUUGGGGUGAGUGCUCAGCUGGACAGGACUGUGGGGCGGAGGAACACCUUCAUUGGUACUCCUUACUGGAUGGCGCCUGAGGUCAUUGCCUGUGACGAGAAUCCGGACUCCACUUACGACUUUAGGAGUGAUAUUUGGUCUUUGGGGAUAACAGCCAUCGAGAUGGCAGAGGGAGCUCCUCCUUUGUGUGACAUGCACCCAAUGAGGGCCCUCUUUCUGAUUCCAAGGAACCCCCCUCCAAAGCUUAAGUCCAAGAAAUGGUCAAAGAAGUUUAUCGACUUUAUAGAAGGCUGUCUCGUCAAGACGUAUCACAGCCGGCCCAGCACAGAGCAACUGCUCAAGCAUUCGUUCAUCAGAGACCAGCCCACAGAACGUCAGGUCCGAAUUCAGCUCAAAGACCACAUUGACCGCACACGCAAAAAGAGGGGAGAGAAAGAAGAGACAGAGUAUGAGUACAGUGGUAGUGACGAGGACGAUGAAAAUCGUGGAGACGAUAGAGAAUCAAGUUCCAUCCUCAACGUGCCUGGUGAGUCAACUCUGAGGCGGGACUUCCAGCGGCUGCAGCAGGAGAACAAGGAGCGCACGGAGGCCCUCAAGAGGCAGCAAGCCCAACUGGCCGCCCAGCGCCGAGAUCCCGAGGAGCACAAGAGGCAGCUGCUGCACGACCGACAGAAACGCAUCGAAGAGCAGAAGGAACAACGGCGCCGACUCGAAGAGCAACAGAGAAAAGAGCGAGAGAUGGUGAGGCAGCAAGAAAAAGGCCCCCAUCGGAGACUCGACGAUAUGAGACGGGAGGAAGAUAGGAGGAUGGCAGAGAGGGAGCAGGAGUUUAUCAGGCACAAGUUAGAAGAAGAGCAGCGGCAGCUAGAAAUCCUUCAGCAGCAGUUGCUUCAGGAGCAGGCGCUGCUUAUGGAGUAUAAGCGAAAGCAGCUGGAGGAGCAGCGGCAGUCGGAGCGGCUGCAGAGGCAGCUGCAGCAGGAGCAUGCCUACCUGGUGUCUCUGCAGCAGCAGCAGGAAAAGAAACCCCAGCUUUAUCACUAUAACAAAAACCUAGAGCCCAACAACAAACCCACCUGGGCCCGAGAGGUGGAGGAGCGAAGUAAACUAAACAGACAAGGGUCACCGAAAAUCUGCACCACCGUGUCUGACACUGCCAUCCAGUCGCGCUCAGACUCCAUCAGUCAGUCGGGAAUGGUCCAAUCUGCACAAACGCCUCCAAUGCAGAGGCCAGUUGAACCCCAAGGUGGUCAAGGAAAGUUCCAGAUGGCUCACUUGGUUCCACUGAAGCCUUACGCGGCCCCUGUCCCUCGCUCUCAGUCCCUCUGUGACCAGCCAACUAAGAACAUGUCCGCCUUCCCCACCCAGGACCCCUCCCUCGCCCCCACACCCCGGCCCAUCCACUCCAGAGAGCUUGUACGUCAGAACUCGGAUCCCACUUCUGAAACCCCGGGACCUCAGUUGCAUCAGAUCAGGGAGGAUCGCGGCCCCUGGAUCCGGCUGCCAGAUGUAGAGCUCCCACCCAAGAUUCCUCAGAGAACUGCAUCCAUUGCCACGGCUCUUAACACCAACCUUACCUCUGGCAUUAGGCAUCCUGUAAGAGCCAGCAAUCCAGAUCUCAGCCGCAAUGAUCGCUGGGAGAGAGGAGAUGGUAUGAGCAUCAUAUCUGGUCUGCCCCAAACUGGCUCUCUAGAGAGGCAUCGCAUCCUCAGUACCUCCAAAAUGGAUUCACCAAUUCUCUCCCAUGAAAGUCGCCAUAAGCCGGGGGAAUCCCGUACAUCCUCUCGUCCUGGGCGACCUGCUAGCUACAAGAGGGCUAUAGGGGAGGACCAUGGGCUCUACGCUAAGGAGCGUACUGAGGAGCCACCGCGUCCCCCUGUCAAGGCCAAUGAUUACUCCUCAUCUUCAGAAAGCAGUGAGAGUAGUGAAGAAAGUGAAAGCGGCGAGGGACCAGAGGAGGAGGAGAGCCCGACUGAUCGCCACAGAGAUGCAGACAGUGAUUCAGUCAACACCAUGGUGGUUCAUGAAGAUGAGGGUGAGGUGGGAGAGGGAGAGCAAGCUGGAGGAUAUGGGGAUCAGACCAUGCUGGUUCAGAGAACCCCAGAGAAGAGGAGCCAUAACGGAUACACUAACUUGCCAGAUGUGGUGCAGCCCUCCCACUCUCCCACCGAUUCAGCCUCUCACUCCUCCCCAGGGAAGGACUCUGUUUACGAUUAUCAAUCCAGGGGUUUGGUGAAGGCAUCUGGCAAGUCUUCCUUCACCACCUUUGUGGAUCUUGGCAUGUAUCAGUCACCAGGUGGUACCGGGGACAACAUGUCCAUCAGCGGCUCCAGAUUUGAACAGCUGAAGAUGGAAGUGAGGAAGGGAUCCAUGGUGAAUGUCAACCCUACCAACACGCGCCCUCCUAAUGACACACCUGAGAUUCGCAAGUACAAGAAAAGGUUCAACUCUGAGAUCCUAUGUGCUGCACUUUGGGGUGUGAACCUGUUGGUGGGCACAGAGAACGGCUUAAAGCUGCUGGACCGCAGUGGUCAAGGAAAAGUUUACCCACUCAUCAACUCCCGUAGGUUCCAACAAAUGGAUGUUCUGGAGGGCCUCAACUUGCUCAUCACAAUAUCAGGCAAGAAAAACAAGGUGCGUGUGUAUUACCUGGCAUGGCUGAGGAAUAAGAUCCUUCACAACGACCCGGAGGUGGAAAAGAAGCAAGGCUGGACCACUGUGGGAGAAAUGGAGGGCUGUGUACACUACAAAGUGGUGAAAUACGAGAGGAUAAAGUUUCUGGUGAUUGCUUUGAAGAAUGCGGUGGAGGUUUAUGCAUGGGCGCCCAAACCUUAUCACAAAUUCAUGGCCUUCAAGUCUUUUGCAGACUUGCCACACAGGCCUGUACUGGUUGACUUGACUGUAGAAGAGGGCCAGAGGUUGAAGGUCAUCUACGGUUCUUGUGCUGGGUUCCACGCCAUCGAUGUAGACUCUGGAAAUAACUAUGACAUUUACAUCCCUGUCCAUGUGAGUUGUAAAGCUUUCAGUCUGCAGUAUUUUGGUAGACGUGAAAUCUUUGGGGAAGCAUUGACCUUGCUCCUUCAUUGCAAGCAGAUCCAAAGCCAAGUGACUCCACACGCAAUUGUGUUCCUGCCCAACUCUGACGGCAUGGAGAUGCUGCUUUGCUACGAGGACGAAGGUGUUUACGUCAACACCUACGGACGGAUCAUUAAAGAUGUCGUCCUGCAGUGGGGCGAGAUGCCCACAUCCGUUGCUCAUAUCUGCUCCAACCAGAUUAUGGGAUGGGGUGAAAAGGCCAUUGAGAUCCGCUCUGUGGAGACCGGUCACUUGGAUGGGGUCUUCAUGCACAAGAGAGCUCAGAGACUGAAGUUCCUUUGUGAAAGAAAUGAUAAGGUGUUUUUUGCUUCCGUGCGUUCAGGAGGCAGCAGCCAGGUGUACUUCAUGACCCUGAACAGAAACUGCAUCAUGAACUGGUGAAGCGGCAGCUGCUUUGGUCAGUGCGUAGAACCCAGCAGAGCCGACAUUCUUGCUAACGCAUGCACACAAUUUACAAACACUACUCUCUUUCACCCUGAAGCUCCUACAUACUUGCGUGCUCCCACCGCAAACGCAAAGACAUCCAGAAAUCACACAGAAAAACAGAAAACAAACAAACAAAAAAAAAACCCACCACAGAACCAAACUCUACAUUCAUUCCAGCCUAAACUGCUUAAGGUACAGCUCACCCCCUGCUGGCAGUCUGCCGGGAAUCAUCAUGGAAAAAUCGCAGAUGAGAUUCAAAUGUCAAUAUCCGCAAUUAAUUUAGACUCUGUAUAUAUAACCUAGCUUGAUUCUGCUCUCUUUGUGAAGCUGUCUUCUUUAGUUCCAUCUAUUUAGUUUCUACUUGUGACGUACGUUAACAUUCCUAUAUUUGACGAAGGCAUUAUUUUUCAAGUACUGUGUUCAAAAUCAAUAGUAUAUCGCCUGAGACUUGGACGAGAAUCCGUUUCAAACUUGAAAUGCUGAAGAGUCCAUGUGCUGUGGUGCACAGACCUUAUUUGUUCAGAAGUUUGCCAUUUUGAAAUAAAGUUGUUCCAUAUCAAGGUUAACCACAAACAUUUGAUGUAUUACAAAAAGAUGAGCAAAACCUAGGUGAAGUGGCUUGUUUAAAUACUUCAGUUAUUUGUAAACCCUGUUUGUUUGUUUUUUUGCUGUGACAGCAAUCAGGCCUUGAAUCGUUUAAAUGUACAUUAAAUUUCAGUUCAUUAUUAAUAAAUGAUAAAUCUAGUUCAAAGUCUUUUUUUAUAAGGUAAAUAGUCAGAACAGAACAACUUCCUGCUUUAGUUUCUUCUAUACAACUUCAUUCAACUUGUAUCCAUCUUUCAUAGGUUUACAAAGUACGCAAAUUUACUAUUUGUAUGUAGUGGUUCUGUAAUAGUUCUAGGCUACUGAUUUUCUUAAUUUCUACUGUACUUCUAAUGCCAUAUUAUUGCAAUAUAUUCUACUGUUGUGGAGUCAUUUUAAGAGGGGAGUUUGUAUGUGAGGCAGCAUGAUGAGAGCUUCAGGAGGAGGAUGGGUGUGGAGGGACAAUCGCUGAUCAACUCUGCUGUAUCAUAUUUUAGUCCUUAAAUUGUUUUUUUGGUUUUUUUUGCGUGACUAUGUGUGUGAGGAGUGUUUGCGCAGGAGAACAGCUCUUUGUGGUCUUCACCCAGCAGAACAAUUUAUCUUCAGGGAGACGCUGCAGUUCGGCAGAGUACUCCAGCUUUUUGGGCACUUUGAAGAGCAUGAGUGGAACAACUCAUGAAACAUAAUAUAUUUUAUAGAUUUACAUUCUGCCAAAGUUCGCAGUGCAUGUUGGGGUAACUGGGUGAGUCGAGGCCAAAGAAAGCAGAAACUAAAUGGAAGCUGUGAAUAGAGGCGAAAACAACUCACAGAUCACUGACCAAGGCUUUCCUCCUGUAAUGUAUAAAUAGUUGGUUUAUAUAUAUAUAUAUAUAUAUAUAAUAUACAGUGUUGAUCGAAGGUUUAGAUACACAGAUAACCUCAACUGACCUUUUUUUUUCAAUGUAUAUUCAAGGUUUCCCCCAGAAAACUUGCUAAGCCCGGUGGUUGGGUGCUAGUGCAAUCAUUCAUCCAGCGGCCCGUCGUGUUUUUGAGUUAAAAAAUGUUUAAAGUUGACUAAAAAUGUGAAAAUAUCACCUGAUAAUUUGUGUCAUUGGAAGAUUUUAAGAUUAAUAUCUGAACACCAACUAUAAAGUCUUAAAACAUGCAAACAUUUUAAAAAGACUUCAGUAAAUAAGCAAUGCUUAGCCUGGUGGGGGCACCACAAGUAAGGCCUGGUGGCCCGCCAGGCUUAUAGUACACUGGGGGAAACCCUGAUAACGAUAACAUGAAAUACAACAACGCAGCCACAUGCAUUUUUUCUGUAUACACCAACCAUCUUGUGACUGAAUAUUUGACUACUCUUCUUUUCAGAAUUGGUAGUUAAUUUAAACUGAUUGGAUUCCCAACAAAGAACUGAAUUUUAAUCAUUUAAACCUAAAUUUUAAUGUAAGUUGAGUCCAGGACAUCCCAGAAGGUCCAAUCAACGAUUGUUUAAUCGUCCAACUUUAUCUCCAUUUAGCUGGUUAAUCCAAGUGAUUGAGCUUUUAUGGUUCCUGCAGUCUCAAACUUCUAAACCACUUUAGUUUCAUCUGAGCGCUUGAGUCAGGUGGUUUCAAACUGAAGAGAGAUCCCGAAUGCACAUUAAAAUCAACCAGUUCAGCUUAAUUCUACUAUUUCUAAUGAGAAGAGUGUGUAAAAAUAUUCAACCAGAUUUCUGUCUGAUCAGAAACCAAACUAAUUGAGGAAAUGAUGAAGGAACCUUUGAUUAGUGAUCAGUGGGAAACUCUGCUAAAGCUUGCCCUUCAGGAUAAGAUGUACCGUCAUAAAGCUAUAAAGAUCGCAGGACAUGUUUGAGUCAAAGUUAAAAUUAUUAUUCUAUAGAUAGAUAGAUGGUUUAUUGUACAGGAAUAAAAUUUAAAUGGACAUGGAGAACACUUUUCCUUCAGUUUACAAACCCUUACAGAUGUAUGUCUAACACAUACUUCAGUGUGCAUUGAAACAGUUUGUAUAGUACUGUAUAAAACGUUUUUUUUAUUUCCCCUUGUUGAAUAUCUUUUAUGUGCCAUGGCCUACACUGCAGAUUUACAAUACACACAGAGCUUUGGCACUCGUUUUUCUUUUUUUAUUUUCAAUCAGUCUGCCAUCGUGUUUACAGAUUAAGUAGUGCCUUGGAGUAGAGAAAGUUAGAAGCCUAAGGAAUAAUUUUUUUUAGCCCCGUCUCUUACUUGAAACUCCAAAAAGACAUUUAGGACUAACACUCGGUGCCGGUUAAGUGCACUUAAAUAAAAUAAGAUAAAAUCUACAAUAUCCCCCAAGUGAGCGUGAGAUGCAUUUUCUUUGGCACCAAAAUCAACUCCAAAUGAUUCAUAGCGCGUCCAGUCAUAACUAACAAAUGGGUUAUUAUGCAUUCAUUGAGCUUAAUGUAAUGUGUAGUGGAUCAGCUUACAGAGGGAACCAGCACAGAGAAAAGCCAUGUGUAUGAAACCAGUUUGGAGAAAACCCUCAAGUGAAUAUGUGUGUGUGUGUUGUGUGUGUGUGUGAGAGAAGUGUCCUCAAAACGAUGUUGGUAAUUUAGGUUCAUGCUACACAGAUCAAAUAAUUGCUUAUCCUUCAGUGAUGUUGAUUGUGUAACCUUGUAGUCGGGAGAGUAGCUUGUUAUAUUCUCAGAAGCCUAUUUUAUAAAGUUUGUAAAUUAGUAUUAUUCAGAAAUAAAGGUGAAUGUACAUCUAUAAAACAGGUUUGUUUUUGUAUAAAAGUGUAACACACUAUUCUAAGCACAAUGUAUUUUAGGAUGGGUCAACUUAGCAUAACAGAGACGGAGUCCUAUACCCCACAUUCUCUGUCGUCGGGUUUGUCAGCAUGAAAUCAGAUAAAAUGGCUGUUUAAAAAUGAAACGGUUGUCGGCCGUUGCAUCGUCCAGACAGACGUCCAUCAGCUUUCACAGCGACGUCCAUGUUGGUUGAUGAGCCGCGCGGGGCUGACGGGCCGUUAAUAUUCUCAGGUGAUCGUCAUAAAGGAAGUGCAGAAUUUAUCAAUCAAUUUAUCAGAAUGGUGAUUUUAGCCUCUUAUCAAGGGAACAGCGACCAGAGAGUCUGAAGUACAUUUAAACAAUUUGUCAGAAUAUCAGAGGUUUAUGUUUGUUUUAUCAAAAUCAGUUUGUGAAACUGGAGAAAUAAAGGAUGUCGGCGAUGGUUAAAACUGAGGACUGUAGUGUGAAAACAUGGUAGGCACAACUAAAACUAAAUAGGAUCCAAAGCUAAGCCAGUUCGACACCGUAGUUCUUAACUUUAAGAAGCAAGUUUUCAUUGAAAGGACAACAAUUAUUCCAAAAUUAGAGACUGUGCGUUUAGUUAGGAUGUGUAAAAUUUAUGGGAGAUCUGAGGCAAAACGCAUCAUAUUUUAAAAUCAAACUUCUGAAUUUAAUUGACUCAUUUUUGAAAACACUCAAGAUUUGUUACUGAGGCUUAUAAAAGUAAGCCUCACUGUUAAAGAAGACAUUAAAAGCAUUAAGACUACACAUUAAAACAUUGCACCAAUCAGUUUUCUCCUGGCUAGUAUAGAUUAGCAUUUUUUGUGCCUAUUUUGAUCAAUUCUCCAUAUACAUUUCUUUAUUUAAAGGGAUAUAAAAUGCAGUGAAAGUUUUUUUGAUAGAAGUCGUGGUUCUGAAUCACUAAAUGAAGGAAUUCAAAGCAUUUGUCAUUACACAUUGCGUUUUUUUACUCAGUAGAUCAAAGUACAUGCUGGUAAUUUAAUUUUAGCUUUCAUGCAUUUAAGAAAUGCUUAAAUGUCUUUUCGGAUUUGUUCUUCUGAUUACCCAGCAGAGACUAUCAAGGAAAACUAACCAGUUCCAACCUUUGGCAUGUUGGUUCGUGUAUCUCUAAUUACAAUAAAGCACCCUUUUAAAAAUACUAAUCCCUGAACGGUUUUAAAAUGAAAAAGCACCUUAACAUGUGAAAGUUCUGUUCAAGUUUGCACUAAGCACCAAUUGAAACCUAAACAGAUACACUUUGAAGAAGGUCGGCGUUACUUUAGGUUUUAUCAGUAAGAUCAGCUGAAGGCAUCGUCUGAAACUGAUAGAAGAACCGUGGCGAGACGGCGACGCUUCUGUUAAAUAAGCAAUAUCUGAACCAAUCAAAACCCUGGCUGUCCACCUCAGUGUGGCUCGCAGGUGGUGAUUCUUCAGUGGCCUUUGGCAGAAUAAAUGUAGGCUGGCUUGUUUGUUACAAAACCAUUUUCUUCUUACGUCUACAAAUGCUCGAAACGACAGCUCCUCUCUGUCAGCUUAAUACAAUCACCUGGGAAACUAAAGACAAUGAAAUGUCAGAAACUGCCUUAAUGGCAACGAUAAAUAGAAAACCUAGUAAUAAUCUAUUACGGCACUUCUGUUGUUUUUGGUGUGGCGUGUGUGAAUGGUAUUGGCAAAUCAUAAUCACCAGGACGUUUAGACAGAGCUAUAAUAUCCAUUUUUCUUUUCCAAUAACUUGAUUUUUUUACAUUUUUGCAACGUUUUAAUGUGCCCACAUCUGUGUUACUUGUGAGAGGUUAACUUCAGAUUGUAUUUCAUAAACCUAUAAACUUUAAACUUUCAAAAGAUUGUGCUGAAUGAAUUUAUGUCUUAAUACAGGUUGUUUGAAAAAUAAAAUCUUGAUCUCA
Messenger RNA from Xiphophorus hellerii (green swordtail), 10546 nucleotides. RefSeq names its product misshapen-like kinase 1 (gene mink1). Lineage: Eukaryota; Metazoa; Chordata; Actinopteri; Cyprinodontiformes; Poeciliidae. Gene Ontology annotation, cellular component: cytosol. The record is from RefSeq and is a predicted model, not a curated record. Gene Ontology annotation, biological process: protein phosphorylation. The coding region runs from base 1301 to 5287 and encodes 1328 amino acids. The transcript has 31 exons. Gene Ontology annotation, molecular function: protein kinase activity; ATP binding.